This is a messenger RNA of Triticum dicoccoides, 2553 nucleotides long. RefSeq names its product pentatricopeptide repeat-containing protein At3g49730-like. The transcript is spliced from 3 exons. Gene Ontology annotation, molecular function: protein binding. Lineage: Eukaryota; Viridiplantae; Streptophyta; Magnoliopsida; Poales; Poaceae. The record is from RefSeq and is a predicted model, not a curated record. The coding region runs from base 1 to 1797 and encodes 598 amino acids.
AUGCAGCGCCUCCUCCCCGCCACCCUCCGCCGGCGCCGCCUCUCCACCGACGCCGCCCCGGACCACGGCCUCGCCUCCUCCGCGGAGCUCGCGCACCGCCUGCUCCGCCGCCACGGCGCCGACCCGCAGAGGCUGGCCUCCGCGCUCUCCGCGUCGGGGCUGGACCCGGCCUCCCCGCGCCUCCUCGACGCCGUGCUCCGCCGCUGCGGCGCCGCCUCCUCCCUCGCGCUCGGCUACUUCCACUGGUGCUCCCCGUCGCUGCCCACGGCGCCGCUCCCCUCCUCCCUCGCACUCCUCGCCAAGUGCUUCUCCCGCGCCUCCGCCGCGCCCUGCCCCUCCCUCCUCGCGCCGCUCCCCUCCCACCUCCUCUCCGCCUCCAUCCUCUCGCCCGUCCUCCGCCGCCUCCCGCCGCCGCGCGCCCUCCCCUUCGCGCUCUCGCUCCUCGCCUCCCGCCCCGACCACGACCACCCCUCCCUCUUCCUCUCUCUCCUCGAGUCGCUCUCCAAGACCGGCCACGUCGCCGCCGCCGAGCGGCUCGUCGAGGAGCUCCAGCCCCGGCUCCCGCUCGAGCUCCGCCACUACACCGCCUUGCUCUACGGCUGGUGCCGCCUGGGCAAGCUCGACGAGGCCAAGCACGUGCUCGCCCGCAUGAAGGCCGCCGGGGUCGCCCCGGACGUCGUCGUCUUCAACACCCUGCUCGCGGGGUUCGUCGCCGACGGCAGGUUCGAGGACGCGUUCGAGCUCACAAGGGAGAUGGAGCGGCGGGAUUGCCCUCCCAACGCGGUGUCCUACACCACCCUCAUGCAGGGGCUUGGGUCCAAGGGGAGGGUUGAUGAGGUAAUGCGGGUGUUUGUUGAAAUGCGGAGGAAGGGAUGCACGCCGGAUUCUGUCACCUACGGUACUCUGGUCACUGCAUUUUGCAAGGCAGGCAGGUUAUCUCAGGGUUACGAGUUCUUGGACUCCAUGUCGAGGGACGGGCUGCGGGUGGAUCCUGCAGUGUACCUUGGGUUCUUUGUGGCGCAUGAGAAGAAGGAGCAGCUGGAGGAGUGCUUGGAGUUGAUGGAGAGGAUGAGGGAGUGCAGGUGCCCCCCAGACCUCAAUAUCUACAAUGUGGUGAUUCGGCUGUCCUGUAAGCUCGGAGAGACGAAACAAGCCACGACAUUGUGGAACGAGAUGGAGAAUAGCGGGCUUAGUCCUGGGGUCGACACCUUCGCAAUCAUGGUGACUGGGCUUGUUGGUCAGGGCUCGCUGGUCGACGCGUGCAGUUAUUUCAAGGACAUGGUCGGGAGAGGGCUAUUUGUUGCACCACAGUACGGAGUGUUGAAGGACCUUCUCAAUGCGCUAGUCAGGGAUGAGAAACUUGAGCUUGCAAGGGAUGUUUGGGGUUGCAUUGCCAGCAGAGGCUGUGAACUAAAUGUGAGUGCAUGGACAAUCUGGAUCCAUGCACUGUAUGCGAAGAAACAUGUGAAGGAGGCCUGCUCCUAUUGCUUGGACAUGCUCGAGGCAGGGCUGAUGCCGCAGCCAGACACAUUUGCAAAGCUAAUGAAGGGACUGAAGAAACUGUACAACAGACAGAUUGCUGCUGAAAUCACUGAGAAGGUGAGGCUGAUGGCGGAGGAGAGACAUGUAAGCUUUAAAAUGUAUAAGAGGCGUGGGGUGAAGGAUCUCGAAGAGAAGCCUAAGUCAAAGAGAAGGAAAGGGCAAAAGCGGAGUCGGGGGAGGCAGACCGUUCAAGAUCAGCCUAGAGAACAUGCUGACCUUUCGGAUUCUGUCGAUGAUGAAGAAUACCCGAGUUGAAUUAAACUAGGAUCAUAAGUGGGCAAUGAACUAGUGCACCUUCACUUGAUUACAUUGUUUGUGGGAGUGAUUGGGUUAUGAAGCAACCAAUAAGGAAACAUUGAUCUUGCUGAAAAUGGAGCAGGUUUGCAGUAUUUCUAUUGGCAACUGAUAUUGAUACUUGAGCCAAGUGGCACUCUGGUCCUAUCUGAAGUCCAUUUGCCAGUGUGUACUUCAGUUUUCAAAACCUUUCAGGGGCUAAUAAUAUUGGGUCCUUUCAGUGCCAGUGCAAAAGAAGAUAACACCAAUAUACAACACUACUAUGGCUGGAAGUGAGUCCAGCCUGUCUAAGCUUGGUUAUGCCUGAACUAGCUUGUUGCAACUGGAAGAUUUAUCCAAACAAGCUUGAGCUGAGAUUGAAGAUGCCGGGGAUAAAUGCAACAGUUGCCAUGCCAACUACACAAAAUGGAGUGCAAAAAGAUAGGGCAUUUCAGCUGAUUAAGAGUCGCCGUUGGUGGGCACGAAGCCAUUGCCGAGGACACUGAUAUCUCAAUAUAUUAUGCUGGGUGAUUGAAUUGCAAUGCCAAAUCAAGAAGCGGAAGCAGAUUUGAACCAACAUUUCAUUGCUAAGUGGGAGUUAGAGAAGAACACACGGACACAGAUUUCCUGAGUCACAAGUUCAGAAUCCCAGACUUCAAUGUUGUAGCUGGAGAGGAGCUGAACGGCGGUGAAAGGAGGGUCAGCAUCCCACCGUACGAGGGGAUCUGACCAACUUAU